AUGCAAAAUCUGCUUAAAAGCCAAAAAGAAUUGAAAUCUACACGUUCACACAUGGAAUAUAAAAACAUCACAUUAAGAAAAAAGACUGUCUCAGCAGCUAAACAAACUGCGUCACCUAAAUCGGAAUCAGUCGUAGAUAUAUCAUCUCCUCUGCUUGAUUCAUGCGGGAUCGACACGGAAGAAGAAUACGACGAACUAGAGGAAUCCUCCUUGGAAAUGCUAUCAAAGAGUGAAGACUACUCAACUAUUAAAAUAUACGAACUGCAGGAAAUGAAGGAAGAAAUUAAAGAAUUAAAAAUUAAUCUCUCGAGUACACAAAAUGAGCUAGAGAAUACGAUAAUAGAAAACAAUGAAUACAAAAGAGAAAUAAAUAAGUUGAAAAAGGGAAUUGAAUUUCUAAAGAACAUCAGUCAAUCUCCAAUAAGUAAAAGCACAAAUGAGAUAAAUAAGGGAUUUCACGUCUCACUUACCCCUUCAAACACUUCUAAAUAUAGCCACACAUCACACUAUUCUCCAAUUUCUUCAAAGAAAUGUGAUAAAAAAUGUAACAACUUGAUAAUUUCCUUACAGAACAAGAUAAAAGAAUCGCAAGAACAAUUGUUGAAUGCCAAAAAAGAGAUCACCGAGCUAGAGAAUCAAAUACGAGAACUUAGCAUCAAGCUCACUACUCAAAGGGAUAAAGGACAGCUCGCGACAAAACUGAAUACAAUAAAAAAAUAA
Molecule: messenger RNA, 720 nt
Organism: Parnassius apollo (apollo)
Lineage: Eukaryota; Metazoa; Arthropoda; Insecta; Lepidoptera; Papilionidae
Source: the annotation of a GenBank genome assembly